CACUUAGUAGAACUCUAAAGAUUUGGUUAAAACCAUUGAAAAGCAUCCAGUUACAAUGCUAGUUGAAGGAGUAGGACAAGUAUUUUGAAACUUGCUGACAGAGAAAUUGGAACACCACUUCGGUUUGCCUGAAAUCUUUGUAGUCUAAUACACGUCUAAUGCUCUACAAUCUUUGCAGUCUAAUACACCUGGAUUCAGGAGCAAUGCUAGUCCCAAGGAACUUUUUUCUACAACGGCUGUCUAGAAACAUCCUCUAGAGAGAAAACUGGAAAUUACGUGCUAACAUCUUUUACCUAUGUGUUUUAAAUGUGCUGCAUUUUUUUUGUAAUCUGAGUUCAUGGAAAAUGUAUGUGCAACCAUUUUAUGUGGUAGUGUGAAGUCAAAAAUGCCAAAACCUGUAUAAUUUGCCAGCUCUCUGCUGCCCCCUGGUGGUGUCCUACUUCACAUACCCAAACUAAAUCUUCCUCUGAUAAUUUCUUGAGGUUGUUGAAAACCUAAAUCAGAGGUGUAGACAAGAUGCAUUCUGCCUUCUCCAAACUUGUCCUGCUCUUGUUUUCAAAUAGUCUUAGGCCUAACACCCAGAGGAGGAUUAGCCCUUGAGGCUCAUCAAUUUAGAGGAACUGUGAAGAUCUCUGGCAGGCCUCUUUAGCUUGUUCUUAAACUUGCCUGUAAGAACCACUUGGGGACACUUGUUUAAAAUCAGAUUCUGGAGCCUCACCUCAAACCCAUUAAAAUCUAAUCUAUGGGAAAGUGGCCUGUGAUUUUUAUUUUUAACUGCCUGCAGGUGAUUCUUACCAAUAGGCGAGCUAAGGAAUACUAGAGCUGUAAAUAGAACAGGUGUUGCUUCAGUAGACUGUAGGUAAUUAAUGAGAGGGAAUUUUGUGGCUGAAAGAGCCCCACAGCAAUAGGAAAAUAGGACCUAUGAAGCAGGAGUGGAAGAAAUCAGCUGUGUGUUUAAGCCUUGUGUGUCACUUUCUUGCCAGAUAUACCUGCUUUUUUUUUUUUUUGUGAGGAAGACUAGCUCUGAGCUAACAUCAGAUGCCAAUCCUCCUCUUUUUUCCUGAGGAAGAUUGGCCCUGGGCUAACAUCCCACUUACCUUCCUCUACUUUAUGUGGGACGCAGCCACAGCAUGGCUUGACAAGCGGUGUGUCGGUGUGUGCCUGGGAUUCGAACCUGCGAACCCCGGGCCACAGCAGCGGAGCGCGGGUACUUAACCGCUAUGCCACCGGGCCGGCCCCCAGAUAUACCUGCUUUUAGUGUGGCUGUAAUUGGCAUAAUAUCCCAUGCCAAAAUGCCUUUUGAGAAGAGAUAGAGGCAAACUAUAAAGUGAAAGCCAGUUUCUUCUCUGCAAUCUAGGCGAAAAGACUUUCACCCAAGGACAGAUCAGGUGCUGUUUUCAACUCUCAACUUUUGAUCAAGAAUAAAACUAUUUAAAAAUUAAGAUGCCAACAGAUCACGAAGAGCCCUGUGGUGCCAGGCACAGGUCAUUUUGCCUGAAUGGGGGGAUUUGUUAUGUGAUACCUACUAUUCCCAGCCCCUUUUGUAGAUGCAUUGAAAAUUAUACAGGAGCUCGUUGUGAAGAGAUUUUUCUCCCAAGCUCUAACAUCCAAACAAAAAGUGACCUGUUUGCAGCUUUCGUGGCAUUGGCUGUUCUUCUAGGAACUCUUAUCAUUGGAGCCCUCUACUUCCUUUGCAGGAAGGGCCACCUUCAGAGAGCCAAUGCAGUCCAGUAUGAUAUCAACCUGGUAGAGACAAACAGUACCAGUGCCCACCACAGUCAUGGAGAACACUGAGGAAAUAUCAAAGUGAACCAAAUCAUUGCUUCUUUGUUACAAAGGCAGAAAAUGAAACACCAUAAGGGAAAAGAAAUUAAAAGAUUUAAUCCUUCUUUCUUCCCUAAAUUAAAGACUUAAGUUGUCAUACCAUGAAACACAGUCUGUUCUGCUGCAAGGUAUGUGUGUUUCUGUAACGUAUAUUAUUUGCUGAUAUGUAACUGGUAAAUAGGGGAAUGGUAAAUAGGGGAAUGAUGUCAGUCCUAUGUAGAAGAUGCAUUGGUUCAAACAUUUUCCCCAGUAAACUAAUGUGUUGAAGGAAUCCGAGGCAAACUUUCUCAUAACUAAAGAGAAACUCUUAGCAAUGAAGACCCUAAGAAAAAAAGACAAAAAUCCUUUAAGUGCAAGGAGUGGUGGGUUUAGUGGCUUCAAAAACCACCCAAGUUAUCACUAUGUUAAGCUGUCUGGGAAGCUGCAAGUACAGAUAAGCUAUGAAGACAUUUCACCUGGUGAUUAAGAAAAAAGCAUUGAUUAAUGAAGAAGGCUACUUCUAGAUCAUGUUUAAUAUUGAUGAAAACAGUUUCUGUUAGAAGUGAUUGAUUGCAAGGUUCUAUAUCUGAAAGGAAGAAACACAACCCCAAAAGUUUAAGGCUGCAAAAGAUGGACUUAUUCUCAGUGCAGAUACUAGGGAAAAUUUAGAAUUUUUGUUUUUGUUACUGCUCAGAUUACAAAGUUCUGAACCUAUUUUCCCCAUAAGGCUUUUCAUUUUUAGGGUAUGAUUUUGCAGAAUAUGAGGUUUUCAUCUUAUUAUUGAAGAAUUCAUUAGGCCAGAACAAUUUCUCCAGUUUUUUCCAACUGUGAAGUUGCCCUGAAACAUGAUAGAAAGCAACAGCGACUUUCAGGAAGCAUGAAAAUAAACAGUUGUGGAGUAGUUUGGAACAGUGGGUAUUCUGAACACCAAAGGUCUGGGGCUGGUAAAUAGUUGAGGCAGAGGAGCCAGCACUGACCGAAUGAAUGAAACAGCCCUCCUGUGAACCAUUUCCUCUUCAAGACAAUUUCUCCACCUCCUCACCAACACGUAUUGUUUUCUAUUUGUUUUUUUAUAAUAGCCAUCCUAAUGGGUGUGAAGUGGUAUCUCAUUGUGGUUUUGAUUUGCAUUUCUCUAAUGAUUAGUGAUGUUGAGCAUCUUUUCAUGUGCUUAUUGGCCAUCUGUAUGUCUUCUUUGGAUACCUGUCUAUUCAAGUCCUGUUCCCAUUUCUUAAUCGAGUUGUCUUUUGUUGUUGUUGCAUUUUAGGAGCUCUUUAUAUAUUCUGGAUAUUAAUCCCUCAUUAGAUAUGUGAUUUGAAAAUAUUUUCUUGCAUUCUGUGGAUUUUUUUUAUCUACUCUGUUG
Messenger RNA from Diceros bicornis minor, 3163 nucleotides. It is a transcript of the gene NRG4, whose product is annotated as neuregulin 4. Gene Ontology annotation, biological process: animal organ development; nervous system development; intracellular signal transduction. Lineage: Eukaryota; Metazoa; Chordata; Mammalia; Perissodactyla; Rhinocerotidae. The record is from RefSeq and is a predicted model, not a curated record. Gene Ontology annotation, molecular function: chemorepellent activity. The transcript is spliced from 7 exons. Bases 1444 to 1794 code for a protein of 116 amino acids.